This is a messenger RNA of Diachasmimorpha longicaudata, 3578 nucleotides long. Its product is annotated as peroxidase-like. The record is from RefSeq and is a predicted model, not a curated record. The transcript has 14 exons. Gene Ontology annotation, biological process: response to oxidative stress. Gene Ontology annotation, molecular function: heme binding; peroxidase activity. Bases 263 to 2449 code for a protein of 728 amino acids. NCBI's taxonomy places the organism in Eukaryota, Metazoa, Arthropoda, Insecta, Hymenoptera, Braconidae.
AAGUCGCCAAGUACUUCAGUUGUGCCGUUAACAAUUGCUUCAAUGUAUAUGGGACUACGCCGGACGUAGACCAACUGCGACAUCUCUGAACAUACCAUUUACUCGAACAAUUGAUUGAUUCUCUCACUGUGAAAUUAAUGUUUAGUGAAAUUAUUACCUCGAAGUGAUCAAUUGUGUUUUUUUUGGAAUUUAAAAGUCCAUUCGGUCUAUUUUUAUUGAGAGAAACAUCUUAUAUUUUCAAGUUUCGAAACAACAAAUCGAAAUGAAGGGAAUGGAUACGAAAAUUCAACUGAUUGGAGUUUUUUUUUUACUUCACUCAGUCAUUACCGUUAAGGUGCCAGUAUCAACGAAACCAGCACCACCGAGAGACACCAGAUCUGUGCAGCAAUUAACGGCGGGUGAUACGUGGAGUUUCAAUUCAUUCUUCAGCUCACUGCGUAAUUACUUCACUUACGAUACGGAACCGUCCAAUCAACUCACUUCUGGUCAUGUUUCUACACACGCAAGUUUUGACUUCCCAACACCAAACGUGCAAUUCUUACAUCGUCCAGCGGUGUCGGCUGUUUACAUCACGCCGGCACAAUGGUCCAGCCAAAAUCCCUGGUCACCACGAAACAAUCAGAGCUGUGGAAAUGAACUCUUCAGGAAAUGCCAGCGUUCUAGCUAUCGUACCAUCGACGGUUCUUGCAACAACCUUGACAAUCCCACGUGGGGUAUGGCGCAAACACGUUACGCGCGGCUAUUACCCACAAUAUAUUCAGAUGGAAUAUGGACUCCCGCAUUAGCGAAGAGUGGAAGGCCUCUGCCUCGAUCACGACUUCUCAGUCAUCGACUAUUUCCUGAGGUGAGGAUCAAAGAUCCUCAAUGGACGCUUGCCACAAUGCAAUGGGGACAAAUUAUUACUCAUGACAUGGCUGAAUUGGGGACUUUGUCGAUGUUUAAUGCUGAGAGUAGCCCUUGCUGUACAAACAACAAUCGUCUUGCCCUGAAAAAUCUCGACAAUCCAGCGUGUUUUCCGAUCGUCGUAGGCCCGGAGGAUCCUGAUUACAGAAAUCAACAAUGUUUAACAUUCCAGCGAGCUGUGACCGAUCGUCUUCUCGGUUGUUCUCAGGGAGAGGGAUCCACUGAACAGAUCACAAUGGUAACCCAAUUUCUGGAUCUUUCCCUCGUAUACGGAUCAUCAGACCAAACUGCUAUGAAUCUUCGUGCAUUGGUAGGUGGACGUCUCAGGACUGAAAUAAGGAGCCAGAGGGAAUGGCCACCAACCAAUCCAAAUGCUUCUAUGGCAUGUGAUAUUCGUUCGUCCAAUGAUGUCUGUUACGUCGCUGGGGAUGAUCGAGUUAAUCAGAACACUCAACUCACUGUUCUCCAAAUUAUUCUCCUUCGUGAGCACAAUCGAAUCGCCGGACAACUCUCACGACUCAAUCCCCAUUGGAACGAUGAGACAAUUUAUCAGGAGACCAGACGCAUCACAAUCGCCAUCAAUCAGCACAUCUCUUACUCCGAAUGGCUGCCCAUUAUUCUCGGUGCCAAAAAUACCGCCAGAUAUCGCCUCGUCUAUAAUACCGACGAUUAUGUUGAUGAUUAUGAUGCCAGUGUUAAUCCAUCCGUUCUUAAUGAACAUUCUAACGCCGCCUUCCGUGUCUUCCACUCCCUUAUCGCUGGAUAUCUCAAACUUGUUAUGGAAGAUCGUUCUGCAUCGCAGAGUUUGCUGAGACUUAGUGAUUGGUUCAUGAGACCCAGCAUUAUUGAACAGGCCGAUAAUAUGGAUGCGUUGACCAGGGGCCUUGCUGAUCAGCCUGAACAGAACAGAGAUGAGUUUUACGAUCGGGAGAUUACAGUCUUCCUGUUCCGAGGUAAUGGCAGAUUGGGUGGAGAUUUGCGAGCUACUGAUAUUCAACGAAAUCGAGAUCAUGGAUUGGCAAGUUACAAUGACUACAGGGACUUCUGUGGAUUAAGGAGAGCUGGGACUUGGGGAGAUUUUGGUGAUACCAUUUCAGCGCAGAAUAUCGAAAAAUUGUCGCAAUUAUACGAAACCCCGGAUGAUGUCGAUUUAACGGUCGGUGGUUCUCUGGAGGAAAAUGCACCAGGUGCAUUAACAGGGCCGACUUUCCUUUGCAUCCUGAUUGAGCAGUUCUAUCGUACACGAGUUGGUGAUCGAUUCUGGUACGAAUCUUCGAAUCCCGACGUUGCAUUCACCAGAGAACAAUUGAGAGAAAUUCGAAAGGCAAGCAUUGGCAGACUGUUAUGUGAUAACAGUGAUAACGUCCAGAAUAUGCAGCGCAGAGCAUUCGAAAUUCCAUCACCAACGCAGAAGGUAUAUCUUUCUCGUAUGAUGUCUCCAGAUCAACUGACUCUCAGUGACCAAAGAUUUCACACUCUAGACCCAUUUGCAAAAGGGCCUUGUUCAUUCAUUCCUUUCUGUUUCUUCUCUCGUUCUAUUUAUUAAAAUCAUUGUAAACAUUUCGGUACUGUUUGCAGAAAAACUAUAAAAACUAUAACAUACUGAGAUGGACUGAAAAACAGCUAUAGAAAGAUGAUUCAUCUUAGUCCACACGUAUCAAGCAUUUUCAAUAUAAAUCAUUUGAACUAUCAGUGAACACAUAUCGAUGUAGACGCAGAAAAACUUGAACAUAAAUUAAUAAUAAUGUUUAUGAAUCUGUUUUUUACGAUUUUCAAAGCGCAUCUGAAGUUUGAAGGUGAAGAGUAAAUUAGAUGGAGGGAAAUAUUCCAUAAUUCUCCCAAAGAAACAAGCAGCAACUGACUGCAAUCCGACAGAAGUAAUGUGACCGUUACUUUACGCGUAAUUAGUAAUUUAUUUUAUAAUUUCUACCAAUUCCAUUGCUGGUUGCUUCCGAAUGAAUCCCCACCAAUUGGAUUUGAAAAAUGAGAGAUUAGAUAUUCGCGAUGUGAUUGGAAAAUUAAAAAAAAAUUGACUAAUGUUUAGAAUACAAAAUUUCUAUUUCAAGUGAAGUCAAAAAUAUUCUGCGUUUUUUUAAAUGUAAAAUGAGAGAAAAAUAGGUGAAUUUUUAUAGUGUAAUUCCGGUAAAAAUUACUGUGCUAAUUUCCAAUUUUGGCGGAAACUAUAGACCUGAAAAAAUUACUAUACCGCAUUAGGAAAACUUCGAGAUCGUCCUCGUAAAAAUUCAAAGUUUUAUGCAACAUUUCCCAUAACAAAGACUAACUUCAGCAAUAAUCAGCUCCGUGCGGUGCUCAUUGUUAAUCAAUCACAAUCAGUUACCGAAAAAUUACUCUGUGGCACAGUAAAAAAUGAAGGAAAGUCCAAUAAAAGUUUUUAAAAAUUUCUAUCAAUUUUUUAUUUCCCUUCAAAUAAAAAAUGACAGUCCUUCAAAUUUUAUGGCGCUGUUUCGUAAAUUUUACGAAGCCACAUAUCAUUAAUUACAAAACUUAUGGUAUUGAUAGGAAUUUUUAUGUGUUACUAAAACACAUUUCAGUAUUUUAAUAUCAUGCACCUCAAUUCUAGUGCUCGGCACAGUAUUUUGUCCAAGACAUUUCUCUCCGUGUAGACUUAUGUUAUUUAUCAAUUUUUCCAAUAGCCAUAUAAAGUAUCGUCUUCA